Molecule: messenger RNA, 2149 nt
Organism: Lineus longissimus
Lineage: Eukaryota; Metazoa; Nemertea; Pilidiophora; Heteronemertea; Lineidae
Exons: 8
Coding region: 27-1604 (525 amino acids)
Biological process (GO): chemical synaptic transmission; nervous system process; regulation of membrane potential
Cellular component (GO): synapse; neuron projection; plasma membrane
Molecular function (GO): transmembrane signaling receptor activity; extracellular ligand-gated monoatomic ion channel activity; neurotransmitter receptor activity
Source: RefSeq, a predicted model, not a curated record
AAUUAUAUAGGCCUACAUUGUGAUAUAUGCCGAAUUUACAUAUGUUUAUCACAAGUGUUAUUCGCAUGAAAUUCGCGAGGCGAUCUGCUCUGAAGGACAAACAUAAAGAACUAAAGCCGUGUUUGGGAUAUGCCAACUGCUGUGUCGAAUGUGCUAAACACACCAGUGAUACUCUCGUCUGGGAGCCUGAAACCCUGAAUAAAUCCGCUAUGGGGACGUUUACUUCCCCCAGGUCCAACCUCCAGCCUAUCGAGAUGGACUUGCUGGCCAGUGUCGAGUCGGAAAAACCGAGGAAACGUCUCCAACGUGAAUCGCUAGGCAUGCAUGACCACAGCGUUCAUGGGGAGUUGACGCGAAUGCUGAGAAGCCUUUCCAGUGUGAUGCACUUCAAAUCAGGAGAAUUGGAGGAUGAUCAAUAUGGUCCCAACGGCAAGGUGGAGGUGAACGUGAAGAGAGCAUGGGGGUCUACACGGGUGAAGCAGCCAAAUGGUGUCCUGGUGGGAGCUGGGGCUGGCGUAGGUAAACUAAGCACACCAAGGAAUCCGAGAACGAAACGGGUACCAGUUGAGGUCCGAGUUGCCUUCAUAAAGGUCAUAGACGUCGACACUUUGAAACAAAGAUUCAAGGCAGACGUGUUCAUCCAGGCCAAGUGGGAAGAACCCGCACUGAAAGGGUUCACUCAAGAGGAGUUGGAUAAGUCAUUCCAGCCUGAAGACUACUGGAACCCCGACCUGUUUGUGCCCAACAUUCAGGGCCAUCCGGAGCGUGACGAUACGUGGUAUGUCACAUCCACCAAGGAGGCACGCCACAAUAACCCAGUCAUCUUCAUGAGGCGCCGGAUCAAAGCCUUCUUCAAUGAAAGAAUGGAACUGAGGGACUUUCCGUUGGAUGUCCAGGAGCUACACGUCAAAAUAGCAAGCAGAAGGAAAGAAACCGUUGUCGAACUCACAGAGGAUUUGAGCUGCCUCUCGGUUGUGAAUUUAGCAACCUUCACCGACGCCAACGAGUUCAGCCUCUACAAACACGUGGAAUGCAGCAAUGCCAUCAUGAACAGCAAACUACCACAAGAUACCAAGAAACACCCUCUGCUCGAGUUCAACAUAUCAGUAAAAAGAAACACUGGUUUCUUCUUCUGGAAUGUCGUCUUCCCAAUGUUCCUAAUCAGUGGCAUGAUGUUUGCAACCUAUGGCAUAGACCGGAAGAAGUAUGAUGAGAGAAUCAAGGUCAACGUGCUGCUAAUUUUGUCCAUUGUCGCCCUGAAGUUCGUGGUGAGCAAAGGCUUGCCGAAGAUACCAUACAUGACGUAUGUGGAUGCUUAUGUGUUGGUUUCAUUAAUCGUGGUGAUGAUGAUGGCUUGCCAGAAUGCCAUACUCAGCUUCUACAAAGAUGAUGCAACAAGAAUGCAGUCGUUUGAUACGGGCAGUGUUUGGUUCUUCCUCGUCAUUUAUCUUCUCAUUCAAAUCAUAUGCGGAGCCCUGCUUGGAAUUAAGUUGUCAACACAGAAGAUGGAGAUGGACAAAAAAGAAAAGGACUAUAUGAGAAAGAAGAAGUACAGCGACCGCCACAUGCUCACAGAGGGAGAUUUCAGUAUGAUGGCAAACUAAGUCGGAAUGGAAAGGUGCAACAGUGUACAUGUAGCAUUAUAAAGGACAAUUCCUGUGGACUCAACUCAUACUGUAAAACAUUUUUUACAUUUGAAAAAUGGAAAGAAAUUUUGGAAUCAGCUGAAAUAAUAACAGUGAGAUUUACCAUUUUUUUCAGAAAUAUCUGCUAAUUGCAUAUCAAAAACAGUAUGGAGAUGGGUGUUGCAUAAUAUUUCAAUUGGUCAAUUAUAAAGGGUUGUUUGAUACAUUUCGUGUGGUCUUCGAGAUUCUGAUUUGCAGCCUAUAGCGCUACAUGCAGGAGCAGAGAAUUUGUGAUCCUUUCCAGUCUCCAAAUGGAGAUGCAGCAAAAUAUACCCGGAGUACCAUAACAUGUGGAUAACCAAAUGGCUUCCCAAUUUCGUAAUGUACAGAAAGAUUUAUUAUAUUUUGUAAAUAAAUAUUGAUACCUAAUGAAUACAUCAAAACAACGGGUUUUAUUUUGUAAUACGCGACAUUAUCGGUAUCAUCACAAACAGAUCCUUUCCUUACACUCUUGAUUAUUUUCA